Molecule: messenger RNA, 1294 nt
Organism: Zootermopsis nevadensis
Lineage: Eukaryota; Metazoa; Arthropoda; Insecta; Blattodea; Termopsidae
Molecular function (GO): RNA binding; zinc ion binding
Source: RefSeq, a predicted model, not a curated record
GAGCAGUUUCUUUAUUUUCUAUGUGUUUUGGUAAUAUAAUUAAUUAGUCUGAAAUAAUAUACGUAAUAAUCUUCAUAUACCAAUGGAAAACAGAUGCAGAAUUUGUGGCUUUAUGGACCCAGGUUUUGAAAGUUGUGACGAUUUCAGUAAUAAUCAUUAUCCGCGUGAAUUUAGAGGUACUUUGGAAGGCAGAUCAAAUUUGAAUACAGUUUAUCCCGUUCAACGCCAGGAGCGAAAUCCAAACCACUUCUCGUGGUGCAAAAAUAUAGAAGCUGUGUAUCCAGAUUGGCUGCGUGAAGAAUUGAAGAGACUCUUCCCUGCAGACUGUAACCCAGAUCCAACGUCUUCAUUCGACACUCCAGGCCCAUCUUCAAGGUCCCCCAAUGAUUCGCCAAAUCUGCUGGAUAUGAAAAAUUUCCCGCUGAACCAGCCCCAUGAUGCCAGUGACUGCAGUGUCCAGCGGAGUCCCACAAGCCAGGAGAAUCCUCAUGCACAGGCUACUUUUAUGUACUUACAACCGCAAACAACUUCAGGCUUUGUAAGGAACAACUGGUCUCUGCCGCAGAACGCCCCUAACAGUGCACAGUCACACACAGACAAUGAAAUACCUGGAAAGGCUCCUUCAAACACAAGAAAAUAUUCUAACAGCAAAGUAACGUGCAGUAUCUCAUACAGUGAAAUCAUGUCAUGCACAAAGAUGGACACCACAGAAAUGUCUUCAAGUUUGGAAGCUUCUGAGAGCACAUCAUCACAUUCACAUAGUCAUAUAAUUUCCACAUCAAACACUUCAAGCAUUACUAACGUGGGGAAUGAGUGGAACCAGGCCAAACCUUUCGGCAAGAAAAGGCAGAUGAAGAAACUGUCAUCACCUGAAUCACAUGCUUCUGCCACUGGUAGCUGUAGUGAUAAUGCUCAUUAUACCAGGUCCAAAGAACAUAGCAAAGAGACAGUCAUUGAAUCUGGGACUUCAGUUUCACACUCUAGUGCAACAGGACGAAGACAACGGUGUUCCUUCUGUGCCAAAAAUGGGGAGACAGAAGCAAUGGCAAGAAGCCAUACACUGUUCAGUUCAAACACCAAAGUAGUGCAGUGUCCCAUCCUACGUGCAUAUCGCUGCGAGGCCUGCAAUGCUACAGGCGACUUUGCUCACACUCGUUCGUACUGUCCUCGCAUCCGCAUGCUCGAGGGGAAUGUACGGUCUGCCACACUUGCCCUGAAGUCCACUCGAAGACAAGCCGAUGGUAUGGAGCGUAGCACUAAAGUUGGAAGAAGUAAACCCAAAACUGACAUCUAG